AUGGGGAACUGUUGUUCCCAAAAAGAACCCGAAACAGCUGAUGGUGCUGGAAAAUCUUCAGAAAAUGCACAAAAUGAUCCUACGGGAAGCACCCCUCCAACCGCAUCCCCGUCUCCCAGAACAAAAUCCGGCAGACCGUCUCCUAUUGGCACCGUCUUGGGACGGCCAAUGGAAGAUGUUCGCACGCUUUACACAAUCGGCAAAGAGCUUGGCCGCGGCCAGUUUGGUGUCACCCAUUUGUGCACGAGCAAACAGACCGGAGAACAGUUUGCAUGCAAAACAAUAGCCAAACGAAAACUUGUAAACAAGGAAGAUAUCGAGGAUGUUAGGAGAGAAGUACAGAUUAUGCAUCAUUUAACCGGCCAACCGAAUAUUGUGGACCUUAAAGGGGCAUAUGAGGACAAGCAUUCGGUUCAUUUGGUGAUGGAGUUAUGUGCCGGUGGAGAGUUGUUUGAUCGGAUUAUUGCCAAGGGUUAUUAUACCGAAAGGGGUGCUGCAUCAUUGCUUAGGACCAUCGUCCAAAUCGUUCAUACUUGCCAUUCUAUGGGAGUUAUUCAUAGAGAUCUAAAGCCCGAAAACUUUCUUCUUUUGAAUAAUGACGAGAAUGCUCCCCUCAAGGCUACGGAUUUCGGCCUCUCUGUUUUCUACAAGCAAGGCGAGGAGUUCAGCGACAUUGUUGGAAGUGCAUAUUAUAUCGCACCUGAAGUCUUGAAAAGAAAAUACGGACCAGAAGUUGAUAUAUGGAGCAUUGGUGUGAUGUUAUAUAUUCUUCUGUGCGGAGUUCCUCCUUUCUGGGCAGAAUCAGAGCAUGGGAUAUUUAACGCAAUCUUGCGUGGACACGUAGAUUUUACAAGUGACCCUUGGCCUUCAAUAUCUCCGCAGGCCAAGGAUCUCGUUAGAAAGAUGUUGAAUUCAGAUCCCAAGCAGCGGUUGACGGCAUAUCAAGUGCUUUCUCAUUCGUGGAUUAAAGAAGACGGUGAAGCUCCCGAUAAACCACUUGACAAUGCUGUUAUGGGCAGGCUAAAACAAUUUAGAGCCAUGAACAAGUUCAAGAAAGUUGCUCUUCGGGUUAUUGCCGGAUGCCUCUCGGAGGAAGAAAUCAUGGGAUUGAAGGAAAUGUUCAGAGGUAUGGAUACAGACAACAGUGGAACGAUAACGCUCGAGGAGCUAAAGCAAGGACUUUCCAAGCAAGGAACAAAGUUAUCCGAAAGUGAAGUCAAACAACUGAUUGAAGCUGCAGAUGCAGAUGGGAAUGGAACCAUAGACUACGACGAGUUCAUAACAGCAACAAUGCAUAUGAACAGAAUAGAUAGAGAAGAGCAUCUUUACACAGCAUUUCAAUACUUUGAUAAAGAUAACAGCGGGUACAUCACUAUAGAAGAAAUGGAGCAAGCUAUUCGCGAAUACGGAAUGAAUGACGGAAGGGAAAUAAAAGAAAUAGUAUCAGAGAUUGAUACCGAUAACGAUGGUCGGAUCAACUACGAUGAAUUUGUAGCAAUGAUGAGAAAAGGCAACAAAGAAACGAGUGUAAAUCCCAAGAGGCGAAGAGAUUCGUUUGUUCCAGUAAUAUAA
Cynara cardunculus var. scolymus (artichoke) is the source of this 1572-nucleotide messenger RNA. Its product is annotated as calcium-dependent protein kinase 17-like. NCBI's taxonomy places the organism in Eukaryota, Viridiplantae, Streptophyta, Magnoliopsida, Asterales, Asteraceae. Gene Ontology annotation, cellular component: nucleus; cytoplasm. Bases 1 to 1572 code for a protein of 523 amino acids. The transcript is spliced from 8 exons. Gene Ontology annotation, biological process: peptidyl-serine phosphorylation; intracellular signal transduction; protein autophosphorylation. Gene Ontology annotation, molecular function: ATP binding; calcium ion binding; calmodulin binding. The record is from RefSeq and is a predicted model, not a curated record.